AUGGUCCGUAUAUUAUUAGUUAUUAUGGGCUUUCUCACUCAUAUUACUAUAACAAAAGCCUGCGGGGGUUAUUAUCAGUGCAAGAACUCGAACGGAUCUCACUGCUGUGUAAUGCCGGCUAAACAUUACACACCACUUAGCUGCCCCUCUGACUGCACUGGCGGUACUGCAUGGCCGGCCGAGUGUAUUGGUACACUUGAUGGCAGCAAGCGCCAUCAGUAUAUUAUCCUUAUGAAAAAAUCCUUUUGA
Molecule: messenger RNA, 249 nt
Organism: Hyaloscypha bicolor E
Lineage: Eukaryota; Fungi; Ascomycota; Leotiomycetes; Helotiales; Hyaloscyphaceae
Exons: 2
Coding region: 1-249 (82 amino acids)
Source: RefSeq, a predicted model, not a curated record